Symbiodinium natans is the source of this 9177-nucleotide messenger RNA. NCBI's taxonomy places the organism in Eukaryota, Dinophyceae, Suessiales, Symbiodiniaceae. The record is from the annotation of a GenBank genome assembly.
AUGCUUGACACUUUGCAGAUGGCCAGCCAGGCCGUUUUGGCCUCAGCUGCGAAGGUUGAGAACCCCGCUAUGCCCCCAGAUGUCACAGAAAGGGGACCAGCACUUCUCAACACGAUCGUGAGCUUCCCAGCAUUCAGCAAGGAUCGGACGAUCCGCGAACAGGUCGACGGUCUCGACCGGGUAGCGCAGGAGUACGAGCGGGGGCCACCGCCUGGUGGUGACACGGGAGGUCCGAUGGAUGUUGAUCGUGUUUCAAAGGGGAAGGGCAAACAUGAGAAGGGCGCCGGGAAGGGAAAGGAUCGAAAAGGAAAAGUGGAUUGGCAGCAUGAAAGGCAACAGAAUCCCAAAGGAAAGCCGGGUGGAAAGGGCCGCGAUGGAGGAAAGAAGGGCAAGGGAGGCAAUCAACAUCCCAAUCAGGCAAAGGCGGGGCAGCAGAAAGAAACUCGUUCGUGCCACAUUUGCAAGAAGCCAGGACAUCUUGCGAAAGACUGUUGGCAGGCGAAGGGCGGAAAGGGCCGGGGCAAGCAUGUGAAUCAGGCUGCCGACACUGCCAGUGCACAGCAUGACACAGUUUCAAGCGGUGCCAGCAAUGUUGGAGCCUCAUCGAGCGUUUCUGGCGCUGUGAGGCAAGUGCAAGUUUUCGAGCUUGGAGGCGAGCCGUGUGACGUCGCCAGCUGGUUCGCAGGAGGACAUGUGCGUGCUGUGACAUGUGCCGAUGCAAGCUUGAAGCCCCGGACGAUCCAGUGCCCCACAGGUGUAGAGACCUUAGCAAGCCCGAGCGUUGCCUGUGUAGAUGUUGAGUGCUUGAGCAGCCCUGGAUUCGAGUGCGUUGCAGCCCUCAGCAUAGUGCUGAGCAAGCUUGAAGCCCGGGACGAUCCAGUCCCCACAGGCCUGAAAGGUGAGUCCCAGAGCCCCAGUUCCCUGGCACUUGUGUUGGUUCCGAGCAUCCGAACUUGUCCGAACACGGAGGGAGCUGACAUGAGCUGCCUUCCACUGUCCUAUGGCAAGUAUGGGACCAGCCAAGGUGCAGCCAGCUUGGGUUUGCGUGAUGCACAGGGCGAGUCGUUGGCGGUGCAAGAUUUCAGAGAGGUUUCGUUUGUUGUGCAUGACGAAACGGGCGAGCCUGUCAUCUGGAAAGAAGUGUGUGCCAUUGCUCCCGUGACUCAGCCCUUGUUGUGCAAAGGCAAGCUCACGCGUUCAGGUUGGUGGCCGCAACGGGAUCCCUACAUGUGCAUGGAGCAUGACAGUGGAGUGAGAGUCCCAAUGAGCUUCCGAAGGUUCGUGCAAGCUCAGGUGGAUGCCAGCAGGUCAGAGGCAACAUAUGGGUGGCAAAUGACCGAGCAAGGCCAAACUGAGUGGCUGUUGCUUGAGUUCUGUCGUGCAUGGGGGGAACUGGGUGAUCCAGUGGCUGAGCUCCCCAAUGGCGAGUGCGAAAUCAUCUGCAUGUUGAGCUCUGGACAUGAAGCCCCGGAAGACAUGAAGUUUGUCCCGAAUCGACGCCUUGAUCACUUCAUCAACUGGAGCGGUUUGCAACCUUAUGUCGAGCCAGAUCCUGAGGGAUCCGACUAUGAGAUGAGUGAGUUGGGUCCCGAUGAUGCCGAGCCCGGAGCGGUCUCCGUUGAACCAUCGAUUGAGCCCAUACCUGAUGUUGAAGUGAUCCCUGUUGAGUCUGAGGAGGCACGCGGUGGCCGAAGCACACUUGUGUUUGAUGGUGUCGAGCUGUCGUUGCAGUCAACCUUGUUUGCCAUCCGGGCAGCUUGCAAGUCCGCUGGUGUCUCUGUCUCAGGCAGCAAAGAUGCCUCGACCGGUGUUGAGGACAAGCAUGUGAAGAUUCCCUUGAGUCCCGAUCGUGCAACCCCUGUCGUGAGCUUUGACUACUGCUACACGGGUGUGAGCAGUGAGCAGCCGAGUGGUCAUGAACGCAAGUUGACCGUCCUUGUUGCCCAUGAUACUGGAACAGGUUCGUUGCUAGGUUUGCCGGUUGCCAGCAAAGGAAAGGAGGACUUGAGGUUCACUGCCGUUGAGCUCACGAGGUUCAUCCAGAACCUAGGGCACAACUCCGUGUGUCUUCAGACAGACAACGAGCCAUCUACCCUGGCCUUGCAAGACCUCAUCGUGGGUGUGCGUACCCGUCUUGGAUUUCAGACCCUGAUCCGAAAUGCCCCAGUGGAUUCGCGUGCAAGCAAAGGACAUGUUGAGAAAGCCGUCGACUUAAUCAGAGGAUUGUCCAAUGUCCUGUUGGAUCAAGUUCGAGCCCGAUAUGACCUUGCCGCUGAAGCCAUCGGACCUGAGCAUCCGUUGAUGGCAUGGAGCUAUGUGCAUGCAAGUUACAUCCUGAACAGGUUCGGUGUGCAUGGCGGGGCAACCGCCUUCGAGCGCUGCACGGGGUACCGGUUUUCGGGUAAGUUAGCCAUGUUCGGGGAGCCCGUUUGGGGUUUUAGGCGAGGAAAGGCCAAGGGUGAUCGCAAGUGGCACCGCGCAGUGUUCUUGACCAAAACCACCAGCAAUGACAUGCGUGUCCUGAUGAGUGCACAGGGAGUGUGGACAACCCGGUCCAUUCGCCGAGGCAAAACCUGUGUUCGAGCAGAGGGGAUGCCAGCCUUGAAUCCUGUGCCAGCUUCAGUGCCCGAGAGCGCUCCAGCUUCUCGGAAGACCCUCUUGCUUGAUCGUCCUGAGCGUGUGCCACAAAGCGUGUUGCCAGAUCUUCCACGUCCAGCGAACGCAUCCCCCAUGGAUGUUGCCGGCUCUGACCCGAGCUCCUCAUCUUCAUCUUCCAGUCCAUCCUCGCCUGAAGGGUCUGCCAGACCAGCCGCCGAUGCAGAGAUGGUGAACGAUGUUGCCAAACGUGUUCAGGAGGCAGAGCAGGCGAGUGCUGAGGCGCCUGGAGGACAGGCGCACAAGUACCAGCGAGUGGCCCGGAUCGGUGCCAGCGAGUACCCGAUCAAUGACGAGCUUCUUGAGUCAGCCCCCGAAUGGGAAGAUGCUGCUGUGUAUAUGGACAUGAGCGAUGAAGUCAAUGCAGAAUGGGAUGUCCAUGCAAAAGACGAUGUGGAAGCCCUGGACAGCGAGGCAAGACUGUGGUUCGAUGAAAUUCCUGAUCUGUCCGAGCAGGAUUUGAGCGAGCUUGACUUCCUUGCGGACGGCUUUGAGGUGGAGCGGCUGAAGAGAAUGAAAGUGAUCGAAGAAGUCGCCCUAGACUUCGACACCUCAGAUCACAAAGAGCUUUCCUCCAAGUUCGUUCGCACCUGGCGGAAGAAGAAGCGCUGUGGCCGUGAGAUGUUCUUCAGAAGAAGCAGACUAGUGGCUGGGGAAUACCGGUGGUUGGAAAGGGAUAAAGAAGGUUUGUAUGCGCCUGCUACUUCCUCAAUCACCACGAAAGUGCUCCCGUGGCUUUACUGCGAGCUGAAGCGCCGAAGAGAUGAGUCCGGUGCUUGCGACUACGAAAGCCAGGUGGGAAUCCUAGCAUUGGACAUCAAGGAUGCUUUCUUGUGUGUCCCGCAAGAGAAGCCGAUGUUGGCCAAGCUUCCAGGCUUCGAAGGCACCAAGAUGCGAUUCCUGCGCAUGAUCCCUGGCCAGAGGGAUGGAACAGCAAGAUGGCAUGGGUUCAUCAUGAAGUACAUAGGCGAGAGACACAAGCUUGAAGCGUGCGCUGAAUGCCCUUCGGUGUACAAGAUUCUUGACAGCGAACAACUUCUGCCGAGCGUCGAAGAAAAUUUCGAGGUGUCAUAUGAGCUUGCAGUGAAUCCCGGUGACAUCUUCAAGUUCCUCAAGCGUGAACAUGUGUUGCUCGAAGAUGGAGUGCUUGUGAAGCCACUUGCCGACCAUGCUGUCAAGAUGUGCCAGUUGUUGGAGGUCAGGUCAGGUAGGAAGGUGCCCACGCCUAGUGUCAAGGAGUUGCUUGUGCCCGACGAUUCCAAAGUGUUGUCCACUGACAGAGCCGCCCGGUUCAGGAGUGCUGUGGGAAUCGCAAUGUACGUUUCGCAAGACAGAGCAGACAUUGCUUUCACUGUGCGUGUGCUGUCUCAACGACUGAAGAAUCCCACUGAGAAGAGCUGGGCAGCUGCGCAGAGAUUGGCCAGCUACUUGGAUUGCACGAGCAACUAUGCGAGCAAGGUUCAUGCCAGUUCUGACCGCCGAAGCAUUCUCGAGCCAACAUGCGUCAGCAGCAUGCAAUCACAUGAUGUCCUUCUUGAAGUGCAUUGCGAUGCAGAUUGGUCGGGAAACAAGCAGAACAGAAGGUCAAUGAGCAGCGGUACAUACCUACUCAACACUUGUUGCGUGCAUACGUCGUGUCGCAGCCAGCGAUGCGUCAGCUUGUCUAGCACAGAAUCCGAGUUUUACGCUUUGGUUUCCGCAGCGUGCGACGGGAUUUUCCUUAAGCGAAUUUUGGAGUUCCUACUGCAGCAGGAGGUAAUCAAAGGUGAGACAUUUGGACGGCCGUUUCCUGUGGGUGCAAGAAAAGGAACCAAGGUUCCGACAAGUGGAACCAGGCUGAAAGCCCUGCUUCGCAUGCAUGACUUUGUGGAGUGCAUAGGUGACAAUGUGGUGCCAGUGGGUGAGGACGAGCACGAUGCCCUUGUUCGAACAGUGGACAAUGGCAUGGAAACUGCACGUGUGCGCAGGCUGGUGUGCAAAACCUUGAAGACGAAUGGGUUCAGCAACAGCUUGAAUAGUGCCAUGAUGUUCAUGUUGCUCAGUCUUGUUUCCGGUGCCGAAGCAGCUACGAGAGUGAGUGUGGGAAUCCAAGCUGAGAUGAUGGGUGGUGGAAUCCGACAUGUGUGGAUCGUUGCAUUUGGGGUUUGCGUCGCAUUGCUACUCACACUUAUGAGCCUUGAGCGGCUACGGAGCCGGUGUGAUGGCUGUGAUAGCGAGAACUUCGAAGCUACAUGUGCGGUCCCUCUUGAUCCGAGCAUCACCACUACGACGACUUCGAGCAUUGAUGUGCCCGAACACGAAACUACAUGGGCCGAGUUCUUCAAGGUGAAUAUCUUGUGGAUAAUGCUCAUCAGUGGAUGCUGCAGCGAGCAAAUCAGGUUGGCAACCACUGUGCCAAACAGGGUGGUUGUCACGCCCGCUGGAAGUCCGUCACAAACGUGCAUCAUGUUGAUGUUUGAGGUUGAUGCAAACACGUUGCAGCCAAGAGGGCCAGCAGCGUAUUUGGGCGGGGUGAUCAACAUUUUCUCCCGACCGAUACUGAAGGGAGGAAAGAAAGACCUUCUUGAGGAUCAGGCCAACCAAGCCACUGCCGAAGACAAGAACAAGGGCAAGGUUUGUUACAAUUGCCAUGAAGAGGGCCAUUUUGCACGCGAUUGCCCGAAGCCGAGGCAGGAGGGUCAGUCGAAGGGUUCUGGCAAGGCCAAGGCAGCCACGGUUUUGCUUGAGCCUGAGUUGUGUGCAGCGGUUCACUUCAGCUUGCUCGAAGCAGACUCCGAUGACGAUGCUUUCUCGGAGACGUCGCUCGACUUCAGUGAAGCUGACUGGAGGGAAAUAGUUGAGCGAGAGGGUUUGGAACCUGAGUUGUCGCCACUUGAAGUUGUCGAGGGUUCGUCGCUUGAUGUCGCCAAAGGACAGCAGCAGCAUGACAUGCAUGAAGUAGCCUUCGCCGCGCCGUCUGAUGGCAAUGGUGGCGAGCACUGGCUUCUCGACUCAGGUCGUUCCAUUCCAGAAGUGUUUUGGCUUGAGUCCCCGCCCCGUAGCGAGUCCUCAUCCGCUGCCUUGUCCGCCAGCCCCGAUGUCUUCGUCUUCAGAGGGAGCCAGGGCACCGAAGUGGAGAAAGUUGCCACGGAGGGUCAGGGUUCGAAGGGCAGCACGGAGAGCAAGGGCGUCGAGGGUUCCUUGGAGACCACGGAGGGCCAGGGCGUCGAGGGUUCCUUGGAGAAAGUUGGCACGGAGAGCAAGGGUUCGAAGGGCAGCGUGGAGGGCCAGGGCGUCAAGGGUUCCUCGGAGACCACGAAUGCCGACGACGAGAUGGAGGAAGUGGUCGUGGCCGAGACAGCGGAGGACAAGCAGACGAUCUUCGACGUGCAGGCGGAGCAGAGGCGCUUGAUCGAGACCAAGAGAAUGCCCCGACCUGCUGUGAAAGUCAAGGUGAAGGCAAUGCCAAAGAGCCUCAAGGGUUCGGUCGCAGGGGCCAAGCGCGAGGUGAAGCUGAAGCCACGCCUGAGCUCGAUCCUUCUGCCAUCCUUUGUCGAAAGGGCAACCAAGGGAAUGCUCAAGGGGGUGCGGUCCAAGAAGAAGAAGAUCUCGCCGAAGAGGGCUGCCACGGAGGUGGCGUCGAGCUCCAAGCGCUACAAGGUGGCCGAGCCGGCCGAGGCCCCGACCCUCGAGAUGCUGAGGGUGGCAAUACCACGCAGAGCGGAAGAGUCCAUCGGAGUGGUAGAGAGUCAACGGCAAGGGCGAGAUGGUGAUCAGCACAGCUUCUCGGGUGGUGUCCAAGCUGGACUUACCACCACCCCCGUUGCCACCAUUGCCGCCGCCACCGAUGCCAGCACCCAUUACCCCGCGGGGUGUGCCAGAGACGCCGCCACCGCGCUUCCCAAGGGGAGCGGCAUCUUCACGAGGUUACUCACCGCCGCGGUCGCCGAGCACGAGGAGCUGGUCUGUCGUCACCGACCGGAAGAUGGACCCGGAUAUCUGAAGCCACGUCGGGACAGCAUGUGCACGGACUUUGUGCGUUGGGGUCGAUCGCUUGGAAUUGUAGGGUCGCAAGAGACUGUGAUCACCAUGCGGUCGGACGGGGAACCAGCGCUUGUGUCCGCUUUGCAGCAAUUAGCCAAGGAGCUUCCUAAUGCCAUUGUGGAGCAGGUUGCAGUGGAUCGGCGUGCUAAGCAAUGGGCGCUGAUUCUCGGCCACAUUUGGACCUGUGACAGCGUCAGGGCAGAGAUCCAGCAUGUCGUCAGUGAGCUGGGGAGACCUGUCACGGCAGGAAAAAUUGGAAGUUUGAAAGGCGACAGGAAGCAAAACUUCGGCAGCGACAUUUCUGUUGCUGGAAGAGUUUGGUCCAGGUCGAACCUGAAGUUCAAAGAGUUCAAGCUGGAGUUGAACCUGGGGUUCAACUUAGAGUUCGAAAAGUUGCAGUUGGCCAUGGACAGCCACGCCGAUGCGGAAAGUUCUCGUCCAUCAGAAGCGCAGGCAGCUGAUCAGGCUUCGCAGCGACGGAGGCGUCCAGUCACGAAGAAGAAACGGAAGGGACGGUUGGCGCGUGACCCCGGAUCUAACGUCAAUCAGCUCCAAGACGUGCAGUCAGCAGGCGCGACCUCCCAGGCGCAUGACGCUGGAUCCAACGUCAGUGAGUUCCAAAGCCCGCAGUCCGUGGGAGCGACCUCCCAGGCUUCGAUACUUGAGACCUCGUCAAAGUCUGCCAAAGAAAGGAAGAUGGCGAGGAUUGAUGACCAGGACCAGGCGAACAAGGAAACACCGGAGAAGGACGAGACGGCUUCGUCGCUGCGACACGGAAAGUUCAUUACAGAAAGAAGUGUGCAGGACUUUGUGUACAUUCCUACCAGCACGAUGGACAUUGCGGCAAAGUCGUCGGAGCUGUUUGACACAAUCCUGAGGCACUGGAACUUGCAGAGGCCCUAUCUGCUCAUCAAGUUCCAAUCCGGCUUUGCGCAUCCCAAGCAUUUGUUGGACGAAGACGAGCUGAAAAAGCUAGAGAAGAGCGAACAGAGGUCUGAACUUUACAGGUACUACGUGCACUUCAAGAACUUUGUUGAGUCCCAGGAGAAUUUGAGCGAUAUGGAAGGUGGCGAGGCAGAUGUGGACAAGAAGCAGGUGGAUCAUGAGAAGAAUAUCUGCGAGAAGACGCUUGGUCUGCUCAAUGAGUUCCUGUACAAAUCGCUGAGUAACCUCAUUGAUGUCAUUGUACGCGCCUGCGUGCGAAACCGUUGCUGGAUUCUGGUGGAAGGUGGCCCCACUGGUGGCCUUCUGUUGCUGAAGCAGGCGGCCGAGCGUUGCAACGAGCGGCCGACGAUUCUGGUGCUGGACAGCCUCAAGAAGAAGCGCUAUCCGUACACAGAAGUCCAGAAGUUCAUUGAGGGAGAUGCAGAUCUACGGAGACAGUUGCAGCAGGCUGCUGGAGAGGCGGACACGCUCGAGAAGCUAGCUCAACUAGCUCAAGAAGGGGACGUGCAAAACGAGGUCAAUAUGAUUGUCGAGAAGAUGGCGCGCAAGAAGAUGGCAUGCCAGAAUGACAAGGGCGACAAGGACAACAAGCGGUUCAGCAUCAAGUCCAAAAAGAGUGAGAACUCGAAUGAGCACAAGGACAAGCGUAAGGACAAGCAAAAGGACAAGCAUGACAACAAGCAUGACGACCAGGUGGAGUGGGAGAUCAGGGAUCAGCAGAAGGUUGAGGAAAUCAACGUGCAGAGCGCCAUCAUGACUGCGCAGGUCCUGCAAAACGCACGGCCGAUCAACCAGCCUAUUGUGAAGCCCCUGAAGCUGUCAAAGAUGAAAUUCUGGAAUGCGAAGUUGGAAGAGGAUGGUUGGGCGUGCAAGUCGCACAAGGACAAGGAAGCUCACAAAGUCCGCUGGAACAGCUGGCACUUCCGCGGAGGAACGCACUACAUUUUCACCGAGGACAACUACAAGGACUUGGUGAUGCAUUGUUUGGCGCCCAGUGGCUGCAUCUUCCUAGGGGGCGGCGAUGCCUGCAAGAAGGACCUGUUGAACAUGCUCAUCAAUGGUCAUCCAGUUGUUUGCCUCAACAACACCGGUCGACUGACACAAGAUUUUGUGAGAUGUCACAAUUACCUUUGUCAAAAACUUUUUCGACUGACGAGCGCAGAUGGAGAGGUCGGAGCCCAGACUCACUGUGAGACCACGUGCAAGCCUGGUGAUUCAGAAGCACUCAGGUAUCAGUAUUCGCUCGAGAGAUCUCAGCGAAGCUCGCUGCGCGAGGAGACGAAGCAGGACCCGAAGCAGGACCCGACCGAACGCAGUUCAAAGCAACGCCUAGGAAGUGAGGUGAUGCACAAGAGUUCGUGCUUCUACACUACUUGGGAGACUUACUUGAAGAGCUUAGGUGUAUGGUGCGGGGAUCCACACUUAAUGUACAUCGGCCAGUCGAAUGAAAUGUGCAAACCGGGAUUCAUAUCUAAUCUAGACCAGCCCACAUGCAGUAGUGGAAUUGCACGGUGCGUGCUUACGAUGUCCCACAACAUGUUUACCGACAUUUAA